AUGGCGUCGUCUAGCAAGCUCCCCCUGCUCUUCCUCCUGCUCGUGGCGGCGGCGGUGCUGGCUCCUCCGGCGCAGGCGGCACCGCAAGUGUACUGCGGGGACUCGCUGUCCGGCCUGAUGGAGUGCCGGAGCUUCAUGUUCGGCGGCGCGGCGGCGCCCUCCCCCGCGUGCUGCGCGGCGUACGAGGCCACCUUCGACGCCAACCCCUUCUGCCUCUGCUACGUCGCCGACGGCACGUUCGGGCGCGCCACGGGCUACGACGUCAACGUCUCCGACGCGCUCCGCAUCCCCGCCGCCUGCAACCAGUUCCAGCCGCCCAUCGAGCUCUGCGCAAUGCAAGGGCUGGUGCUCCCUCCCUACGCGCCGGAGGGCACGCGAGCGCAGCCUCCGGCCACCGCCGCUGCCGCUCCGACGGCGCUGCCACCUUCAGGGUCCUCGGAAGCGCCACCGUCGUUCACCUAUCCGCCGCCGCCGGCACCGACCUCCAAAGCUGAUCCGUCAGAAGAUGCGUUCUUGCUGUUGGUCGCCACCGCGAUCCUGUGGGCGCUACUUUAA
This is a messenger RNA of Setaria italica (foxtail millet), 555 nucleotides long. Its product is annotated as non-specific lipid-transfer protein C6. The transcript is spliced from 2 exons. The record is from RefSeq and is a predicted model, not a curated record. Bases 1 to 555 code for a protein of 184 amino acids. NCBI's taxonomy places the organism in Eukaryota, Viridiplantae, Streptophyta, Magnoliopsida, Poales, Poaceae.